CCUGAGUGCUAGAAUUACAGGUGUGCACCACCACCCCUGCUUGCAACACAUUUUUCUGAAACAAUUGUUUGCCUGUCUGGAAGAUUAAAUUUGACUUACUCUAUAUACAACAUUAAAUUCAUUUUUUAAAAUGUUUAAAUAAUUUUUGUGGGAUCUAGGAGUUCUGGGACAGUUCUUUGAGCCAGCCUAAAGCUAAGGGGUGUAGGAAGGAGGCUGGUGGUGAGCAAAUCCUCAGUUUUAGCUUCGGAAACCUGUUAGUCCUGGCGGCACUUGUGAAGCGUGGAGGAGCUGAACUCGCCACCUGGGGCUUUGCCGCCUUCAAGAGCCGGGGACCAGUCAAGUCGUGGGAAGUUCAGAUCUUAACGCCCAUGUUUUCACACCGCUGUUCUAAAAGUCUUCGGGCUUUGGAAGGGGAACUGGCAGCCUUUCACAGUGGUGCAGCGCUUGCCACACCGGCCGGCUUUCCUACAACAUGGCCUCUAACAAAACCAGGCUGUCCGAACCCGGGAUGUAGAAUUGUGUACCUCUAUACCGAGAAGGUUGGGAAGGCCCCAAAUCUGCACGCGGUGUGCUCCCGGGCAGACUUCGAGGUGUUCGUGCGGCCUAAAGUUCUCAUGAGAUUAUCUGAAACGAAGAAGCGCCAGCAGGGCUCAGGCCGUGUGUGCCGAGUGUGGCCGGACAGGAUAGAGCGUGCUUUCCUUAUGCAAGAGCAGAAAAUCGUGGUGAAAGUGCUGACGGCCAAGUAAAACAGAAGCUCUUGGAGAAAUAAAAGAUGGAAAGGCUUAAAAAA
Messenger RNA from Chinchilla lanigera (long-tailed chinchilla), 790 nucleotides. Its product is annotated as 60S ribosomal protein L34-like. Gene Ontology annotation, biological process: translation. Gene Ontology annotation, molecular function: structural constituent of ribosome. Gene Ontology annotation, cellular component: ribosome. Lineage: Eukaryota; Metazoa; Chordata; Mammalia; Rodentia; Chinchillidae. The record is from RefSeq and is a predicted model, not a curated record. The coding region runs from base 369 to 746 and encodes 125 amino acids. The transcript has a single exon.